AUGGAUGCAGGCGGUGGGAUGAUAUUUAUGCUUGUCAUAUCUUCCUUUUGGAUCGUAUUUCUACUUAUCUUCUGCGUCAGCGUUAUGAUCGUAUAUAGGAUAUGGCCGCUACAAAAUGUACGUGAUAUCUUUAGUUUCUUUUUAGAUUCCCAUGUUGAAAGGGGAAUGUCCAUUCACGACUUCAGCAUAACACAGUUCAUCGCAAAGUCAAAUCUCCGUUAA
Molecule: messenger RNA, 222 nt
Organism: Babesia bigemina
Lineage: Eukaryota; Apicomplexa; Aconoidasida; Piroplasmida; Babesiidae
Exons: 1
Coding region: 1-222 (73 amino acids)
Source: RefSeq, a predicted model, not a curated record